Messenger RNA from Phlebotomus argentipes, 4481 nucleotides. Its product is annotated as probable G-protein coupled receptor CG31760. Gene Ontology annotation, biological process: G protein-coupled receptor signaling pathway. The record is from RefSeq and is a predicted model, not a curated record. Gene Ontology annotation, molecular function: G protein-coupled receptor activity. NCBI's taxonomy places the organism in Eukaryota, Metazoa, Arthropoda, Insecta, Diptera, Psychodidae. The coding region runs from base 413 to 2695 and encodes 760 amino acids. The transcript is spliced from 10 exons. Gene Ontology annotation, cellular component: membrane.
GACAGUGGAAAGUGGCUAAACACACCAGCUGAGGGAGGAUGUAAAAAGGACAAUUAGUGCUUUUUUUGAGCACCAUCCACUUCCUCAGCGUCCGCGCGAGUGGCAAAGAAAGCGCAAAUUGCACACUUUCCCGUGUUGGUGGGGAAAUUAAAAUGGUAAUAAUGCACAGAGUGAUGGAAAAGUGAGACACUCUCAAGAUAAAGAGGUGGAAUUGUAUUUUCUUAUCACCUUCCUGUGCCAACUCCGUUCUGGGGGGAGCAUAAAUCCAAUAAAAGCUCUGCACUACGGAGGACACACAACACACCAUAGCUAAUGGAUUAAAAGUGCACCGAGCAUCGCUGAGAACUACCCAGGAUGACUCUGUUGUGAAUUUUCCAACGUACCAGCACUGAAGGUCCAUGACUUGUGCGAAAUGCGAGAACAUCCACUGUGGCUCUGGUGUGGCCUCAUCCUUCGUCUGUCAAUAUUCAUCGGACAUUGCUGGGCUACUUCCGGUCCAAAUGGCAUUCUCGCAACAUUCAGCACUCCUGUCGACAUUGGCAAGGAUGCCAUCGAGGAGUCCCUGCAGACGAUACACGACAUCGCCACAGAGAAUCUGGGAAAGUAUUGCCUCUCGAGGGCAUUCCGCCCACUGAGGAUUCCUCUGCGUGUCGAACGCUACGAGGGAGCACGCCAGAAGGCUGACUUGGCCGCCACUGUGCUGCAAGAUGUGGGGGUUAAUCGACAUGGAGGACUUCUGGAUGCCAUCGCGAAGGGCCUUCUGGGCGACACUCACGUGACGGCGGCGCGCAUUUUGGCGCUCAACAUCACAAAUGGAGCAAUCAUCACUGCCGUGUGGUGGAGCCAGCAGUUGGGCGGCCUCGGCGGACCGCAUCGGGUGGAGGAGGACGGCGUGAGUGUGGGCUUGAAGCCAGAUAUGAAUUAUCCAUGGUUCGAGGAUGAAAUGUCAUCGCCAGGACUACGGUCGCCCAAGUUCUCACCGAGUCCCAUCAGCAUCUCCUUCAAGGGCUGGUGGACCUAUCCGUACUACCUAUGCAGUCACCGGCGAUGGACUCUGUCGUACAGCGUCGCCAUUCCACCGACUAGCCGCCACGGGAUUCGGGGAUUUCUCAGUGUUGACGUCGAUGUGUCGGAACUGCACGUGAAUCAGUGCAAUUCUCAGCCCGACGAUGUGGAGAACUCACUGGAAAUCGAUGCAUUGCUGGGCUCACACAAGUGCCAUCCAGUGUCAAUGGAGUGUGAUCAUCGAUUUUAUGCGGGCGGAAGGUCAAAGGGCGUCCAUGGCAAUGGAGAAGGAUGGCGUCGUGGGGAUUACCAGUGUCUCUGCAGGCCGGGCUUCUACUCAUCCCGCCAUCCGCUUGGAUUCAAUGGCUCCGUCAUGGAGGUGGCAUAUCAGGAGUUCUGGAACAAUGAGAGCACUAUUUAUAUGGAUAAAUUUCAAUGUCUCAAGUGUGCCGACGGCUGUGGCAAUUGUAUGGGUCCCGCCCCAUGCCUGGCCACGUACAACUGGGUCUUCCGCAUUACAUUGCUCACGGUUUCCGUGCUGUGCGCCGUCUUCACCAUCUCUCUCGCCUUUUACAUGUACCGCCAUAGGAAAGUCAAGGUCUUCAAGGUGGCGAGUCCCAUCUUCCUGACCAUCACCCUCCUCGGGUGUUCCUUCAUGUACCUCGAGAUGGCGGCAAUCUUCCCCAUUCUGGACACCUGCAGCUGCAUCGCCACGAAGUGGACACGGCACAUGGGCUUCUGCAUCACCUACACAUCUCUCCUGAUGAAAACGUGGAGAGUCUCGCUCACAUACCGCGUGAAGUCUGCCCACAAGGUGAAGCUAACGGACAAGCAGCUGCUGCAGUGGAUGGUGCCCAUCUUGCUGGUGAUGCUCAUCUAUCUGGGCACUUGGACUCUGUCCGCUCCGCCCAUUGCCGAGGAGAUCACCGACAAGUACGGUCUGAAGUUCAAGCAGUGCUCCUACAACUGGUGGGACCACAGCCUCGCCAUUGGGGAAGUGCUGUUCCUCGCCUGGGGAAUCCGGGUGUGCUACAACGUACGCCACGCUGAGUCCAUGUACAACGAGGCCAGACUCAUCUCCUAUGCCAUCUACAACAUCGCUCUCGUCAACACCACAAUGGUGGCUUUCCACCUGUUCAUAUUUCCCCAAGCGGGACCGGAUAUAAAGUAUCUGCUGGGAUUCAUACGCACCCAGCUGUCGACGUCGGUCACCGUGGCCCUGGUGUUCGGACCCAAAGUUGUGCGGGUGCUGCGCGGGCAGGGGGAUCAGUGGGACAAUAAGGCACGUGUCCGUGGCGUCACGGCCUCCUUCUCCCUCAACGGCAUCGGCCUGGUGCCAGAGGACACACCCGACUUGUACCAGGAGAACGAGGAGCUCAAGGAGGAGGUCCAGAAGCUGGCAGCCCAGAUUGAGUUCAUGAAGAUCGUCAACAUGGAGAUGAAUAAUCGUCACCUGAAACCCAAGCCCGGCGGCUACUUCACGCUCACCUCCAGCCUGCAGAGCCCUCUGUGCAAGGCAUCCAGCAGCCAGAGUCAAUCUAUUAAGCAAAUGACUUCGCAAGUCAAUAACGCCACAAUUAGUGAUGAUGGACACAGUGGGUCAAACAGCGUGGGGACCAAUUCAAUUGGCUACCCGGCGGCCCCAUCGCACACAACAAGUGGACAGCUGAACAGCAGCGAACGUGUUUGACAUGGACUCCGAAGUGGCCAGAACUGCUCAAUGGCUUCCAGCUCCACAACCAGCAACUCCCCAAGUAAGACAUUCGAUAUUCGAAUCCCGAUUUACGUAUAAAAGCGCCAACAUCAAUAGUAUUUUCAGCUCAAACAAAUUGAACAAGUAAUAUUGCUCAUAAACCUUUUUUUAUUGUGACCACAUCACGGAAAAGGGAUGAAGUAUCCUUCUUGUAUGUGUUGAUGUUUAAGUUCUUCCACGAGAAUGGAUUAGAAACGAUUUUUUUGGGGUAACUCCAAGCUUUAUUUCCCGAUUAUAUAUGGAGAAUGUAUUGAAUGUGAAUGACCAUCGGGAAUGCAAGAGGAAAAAGUUGUCUCAAUAGAGGAAAAGCCAGAUUUAUGGGACAAAAAAGGGUGAGAACGACAUUUCCCUGUACAUAAACAUAGAAAAUAAGCUGGUUGUCAUUUUACAUAAUGAAAUGACUAUCCCUUAAGGAUCGUGUUAUUCUUCUUCAUGUUCUGUGUGUGUGAAUGCUAAAGAGGAAGAAAAGAGAUAACAAUCAGAAUAAUUUCACCCGCAGAGUUGUCAUCAAAUGGUCUUUUCAUUUAUCAGAAUGGGUGAUAAAAUGUCAAUAAACAUUAAUUUUAUCACCAUCAUCGAGUAAUUCUGUUCACUUCGGAGAUGAUACAAAAUACUAAGCACUUCAACCAAGAAGUGAAUAGGAAAUUUAUGCUACUAAAAUAGCAAGAAAAAUGUUUUUUUCGAACAGAGAAAAAUUAGACAAUGUACGUUUAGAUAACAAACAAUAUUUAAUUCUAAUUGAAAUAGAAUUAUGUCAGUUAAAAUCUUACUCAAGUACAAAAAAGCACACUGAAAAAAAAACACAGAAUAGCUAUAGAAAAGAUUUGCGUUUAUGUCUGAAUUUCAAAAAUAUAGAGGACAAUAAAAUCAAAAAAAGCAAACCAAAAAAUUGAAAGUCACAGUUAAAUCAAAAGAAUUUAUAGACAAUUUAUCUUUCCAACAAAUAAUUUUAGGUAUGUUUUUCAAAAAUAGUUUUUUUCAACCCAUUCAAGUGAGCAAAUGGCUGUUUUGUUUUACAAAAUCACUAAAGCUACACUUAACAUCAAGAUUCUGGUGAACUUUUUAUUGCCGAUUGUAUUUUAUUAUCACACAAAUAGUUGAAAAAGUCUGAACACAGUGUUUACUGACAUGGAAGGUGAAUUUCCAUUUGGCAAAAGCCACCUCCGCUGCGAAUGGGUUGAAACCAACAAAACAUUGUCGAGCUUUAGCGAAGCUUUGGGAGUGUGAGAAACAGUUUAUGUCAGCUUUUUCUGCUUGGGAAACAAACUGGCAGGUCACAUUUACAGAUUUACAAGCCAAAGUUGUUCACUUUGCUCUUCAUUUGGAAACAUAAAGAAUAAAGAACAAGGGGAAAAAUAUUCGCUGGAUCAUCACUCCGCAUCUCAUACUUUGAGUAUUAAAUAAAUUCUAACUUGAGAAUAGUUGAUAAAGUCACAGAGAGAAUCUUCUUUCAUAAUUGUUGUAUUUGACAUGACGAGUGAGUAAGAGGGUGUUUUAAAGUUUUAGGAGGUUAUAUACAAUUAAGAAUUUAUUAAAUGAUAAAUUUGCAUAAAUGUGUUGAAUAUGUCUCGAGACAUAAGAUAAAACUAAUUUAGAACAACUUAUUGUUGUAAUAAAGUUUGAACUUUCCUCCCAACCGAAAUGUACAGUGAAUUCCACAGAGAUAAAUUCAUAAUGAUAAAAUGAUAGACAAAAUAUAGAAGACUCAUAUUAAUUAAUGUAA